AUGACUAGGAAAAGCUUUGCAAAGUUUAAUUGGUUAUCAUUAUUGGGUAUCGCAUUUUCGCUUACCAGUUCUUGGCUUGGCGUUUCCUCAUCACUGGUGGCUGGCAUAUCUAGUGGUGGACCAUUGCUUAUUAUCUAUGGGUUGAUAAUUGGGGUGGUAUUCACGCUGAUGUGUGGUUUGUCAUUGAGCGAAUUCUCAUCAAUGCUUCCAAAUGCAAGUGGUGUAUGCUUUUGGGUUUUGAAGCUACUUUCUGAGGAGUUAGACCCUGAUAUGGUGGAAAAGGAAGUUGGUAAGUGUGAAGAAGAGGACACUCAAGAAGAAGUUCUUGAAGUCAUGGCUGAUGGCUCAUUAGAAGAUCAAUUAGAUGAGGGCCUCCUCGAAGCUUACUGCAGCGGGAAAAACCUAUUUAUCACCAAAAAAUGGAAAAAAGACCUUGGAAUCAUGACUGGUCUCAUCAAUUACGCGGGUGCUAUUUUCACUUGUGCAAGCAUAUGCGCCUCCCUGUCGCUCAGUAUUCUUGGCCUUUAUUCUUUGAUGCAUUCUGACUAUGAGCUCAAACAUUGGCACGUUUUCCUCACUUUCGAAUUAUUGAAUAUAGCAAUUGCGUUCGUUGCAAGCUGGGCUAGAUGGCUACCAGCCAUCUCUCAAUUCGGCCUUGGCAUAUCUGUUAUCUCUUACUUUAUGACCUUUCUGGUCUGCAUAAUAUCGCGAAGCCUCGACCACAGUGAGCCAUGGCCCUCCGGAAAAGCCAUCUUUGGUGAAUUUGAAAACACAACAGGAUGGUCAUCCAAAGGCAUAGCUUUCAUUGUGGGACUGGUGAACCCAUUGUGGGCAUUUGCCGCCAUUGACUCUACGACGCACAUGGUGGCCGAUGUAGGAUACAGCACCUCGAGGAGGCUAGUUCCCAAGACUAUCAUGCUCACUAUCCUUCUUGGCUUUGCAACCAGUUUCCCCUAUGCCAUCGUUAUGUUCUUUUGUAUCACUGAUACAAAAGCGGUGGCAGAAAGCAUCCUGCCAAUAUUGCAGAUAUAUUAUCAGGCCACGGGAAAUAAGUCUCUGAGUGCUUUCAUGCAGUCCUGUUGCAUCACGACGGGGUUCAUCUGUGGUGUAUCAUGUAGCACCUGGCAGAAUAGAAUACUGUGGUCUGUCUCCGGUACUUACCAUGCCAUCGAGCGCGACGAGAUGCAUGCUAAAAAGGCUGCUCUUGUGAGAAAACUCGGCAGCAUAAAUCCACAGAUCCGGAUUCCGCUCUACGCCCACUUACUGUCCCACUUGUUUGUCGCCAUCAUAGGCUGCAUCUUCAUGGGCUCCAGUACGGCAUUCAAUGCCGUCAUAACCGCCUGUAUCUCUAUUUUGCUGCUAUCCUACGCAAUUCCCUGUGUCAUCAUGCUCUUCGUAGUUGGAAAGAAGAGCUUUUACAGAAGAAUUGCCAGUGAACAUCAGGCUUUGCAAGUCCGCCAGGAAUUUAGCGAGAGUAGAGCUAGUUGGUACCUGAUCCCGAACAUCCUAACCAUCUGCUGGGCUAUUUUCUGCUUGGUGUUCCUAUCUUUUCCCUAUGUGAUUCCUGUGGACAGCUCCAAUAUGAAUUACGUUUGUGUGGUAUACGGAGCCACUGCUAUUUUAAUUGGUAUAGCUCUGCUAUAG
Molecule: messenger RNA, 1644 nt
Organism: Torulaspora globosa
Lineage: Eukaryota; Fungi; Ascomycota; Saccharomycetes; Saccharomycetales; Saccharomycetaceae
Gene: BIO5
Product: Bio5p
Exons: 1
Coding region: 1-1644 (547 amino acids)
Biological process (GO): transmembrane transport
Cellular component (GO): membrane
Molecular function (GO): transmembrane transporter activity
Source: RefSeq, a predicted model, not a curated record